This is a messenger RNA of Pectinophora gossypiella (pink bollworm), 4101 nucleotides long. It is a transcript of the gene e(r), whose product is annotated as enhancer of rudimentary homolog. NCBI's taxonomy places the organism in Eukaryota, Metazoa, Arthropoda, Insecta, Lepidoptera, Gelechiidae. The transcript has 3 exons. The record is from RefSeq and is a predicted model, not a curated record. The coding region runs from base 149 to 460 and encodes 103 amino acids.
UCGCUACUUCAUUUUUGAACGUAAGCUUUCCCGUGUUCCUGUUCUCCAACAGAGAGAUUUCUCGAAAAACAUUGUAUUUGCUGCUUUUAAUACAUUGCGACGUUACAAAAUCAUUUUCGCCAUUUCUCGUAUCCCUGAGGAUUACAAAAUGUCCCAUACAAUUUUGCUGGUUCAGCCGGGGCCAAGGCCAGAAACCAGGACAUAUUCUGACUAUGAGAGCGUCAAUGACUGCAUGGAAGGUGUCUGCAAGAUAUACGAGGAGCAUUUAAAGAGGCGAAAUCCUAAUACACCUACAAUAACUUACGACAUAUCUCAACUGUUUGAUUUUGUUGAUCAGUUGGCAGACCUAUCAUGUCUAGUAUACCAAAAAUCAACAAACACAUAUGCUCCAUACAACAAGGACUGGAUCAAAGAGAAGAUCUACGUACUCCUUCGUCAGGCAGCCGGACAGACCGACUGAGAGUUACCGCAUACAAGAGUCGAGGAAAGAGGCAUUUCUGUUGUUAAACUUGAACGUCUUAUGUAAAUUUGCUUUGCAAAAUUUCAAAAGAUUUUACCUGUAGCUGUACCAUGGAGUAAGGAUAUUGUACAUUUCAAGAAAUGGAAACAAAAAACCUACUAUUGUAAAAUUUUGGAUCAGUGGAGUACCUGUGUAUUCAUCAGUGCUAUAUCCAGUACAGUCAUGAGCAAUAAUAUCAUGUACCCGCUUUAGAGCCCUGUCGCACUAUCAUAUUUGUCAUUUAAUGAGUCUUACGGUUGAAUUUGUCAAUAAAGUUAAUGUGACAUGGUUUCAAAGUGUAUACAUACAUAUUGAUACUCGUGACCGUACACACCAUCAAAUUUUAUUUUAAGUUAUACCUGUCAUUUUCUUACCCACCAAAAAGGUCACGUCAAUUUCAGGCAGAAAUUUAAAAAUCCCUCCCAAAAUUUUAUAUUAGUCCAAUAACGCGACAGAAUUAAUCUUUCGAACGCCGGAACGCGGAUCUCGACCAGACACAAUGUAAAAUCUAUUGUGUCUGGUAUCUCGGCAUAUGAGAGAUUAAGUUGACAGUACAUGUGAAAUGAUAAAUUGCCCAGGUUAUUCAUUAAUUUUAAAAUUAACAUGGGAUAAGAAAAUGACUGGUAUAACUUAAAAUAAAUUUAGGAUGUGUCUGCAAGAAUACGCAAUAAAACACGUAACUAACAUCUUUCUGUGCAUAGCAGAAGUCUAACGUAGCGAAUUGCCACCUUUUAGCUCAGUAUUCAGUCAAAAUUACUAAACUUAAACUUAACAUCCUAAAUGUUUACCGUAUCUCAAACUAAUGAAGACAAAAAUAUACUGAUCAGAUGGGUUGAUGCAGCUUCCUUUACUGAAUCUAAUGGUAUUGUUCCAAAAUGACCAGGGGAUAAAAAAGCAACACACACAUCACAGCAAUUUACCCAAAAAAAAAAAACAAUAUUACAAUAUUUCUAUAUCUUUUUUAGAUAAAUUGCUUCGAGGUGGCAUUUUUAACUCCCCAGAUGUGGUCUUCAUGGUAUGGCUAUAGUUAUUACGAGAUAGACAUGAAAGUUGACAAUGCAUGCUGAGGUUUUCUUUUUUGCUACUGGUGUAACCACCAAGUAUGGCUCAAGCCUCGAUAAAAAUAAGAAAAAAAAAACGUCAAUUUUUUCAAUUUUCACUUCAUGUAACAGUAAACUUUACUUUGUCAGACUGGUUUUUAAUAAACUGUUUUUCCUUAAAAAAAAAACAAUCACAGGAUUAUAAAUGCCCACAUUGAUACGCUCUAAACCACCUGCUUGCUUACGGUCGGUAACCGUACACAAGCAACACGAAAUUUGAAAAAAGAAAAACAAGAACCAAAAAGUUUGUAUCAAAAAAGUUACACCUCAAAAGAAGUCAUCCUCCUUUUCUCUUUCUAUGGUGUUGAUUAGGUGUUUAAUAAUGGGAACUUUUUAAAGUAACAAAAGUGAAUCUACUGGUAAUUUAAGGUUCCGAUAACAGUAUAAAGUUACUUAGUCUGGCGUUCAAAUUUCAUGUUUAAAAUAUAGAGAUGACAAUGAUCUUUCGGUAUGUGUCCAUAAUAAAUUCAAAUCUUGAUUAAUUGCUUCUCUGUGAUCAUAAUUCUGUCAUCAUAACAUAAUGAAGAAAAUACACGAUAGAGCAGGAUGUAACAAGAGAAAUAUAUAAAAUUGAUAUUUUUUUUCCAUACAACACAGGAAAACUGUCCCACUUUGUAAGGUACAAAAUAUUUUUAAAUAAAAAAAAAUAUGUAUGAAUGUAUUUUGAUAGUUUCCAAAUACUAAUAUUAUUAGUAUUUUACUAAGCAUUAUGCGUGUGAUUGUAAUUUGCAGUUUUUUUAAUAACAUGUGUCUGUCUCAGUUGAGCUUUUUUGUACUUUGAGUUCACAUUUACGUCCUCAAGUUGAGUCUUUACUCACUAGACUCGAGCAUAUCAUACUGCCAACGUAAUAAUACGAAAAUUAAGUAAACUCGAGAGUCUAAAACUACCAAUUUUGAGCUGAGAUCGAGGAAGGUUUUGAGCUCGCCUCAUCUGAUGACGGGGUUGAGGAAAAGUCGAGUGAACAUCUUAAAAUACGGGUGUAAAAUUCCCAAAAUAUGUCUACGUCCAGCAUAAAUUAUGGUCACCGCUAAAUUGCCGACUUCUGUGCCCAUAAAUCUUCGCCUAAAAUGGAUAAGGGCCUUUUUGAAAAAUCACAUUCUCGCAAUAAACGCGCUAGUUUCAAUCCAGUUACCCGGAGUGAAAUUUAUCAGAAUAUUGAUUUUCAAAAUGGCGUUUUCGUGCCACGAUUUCCACUAUAAUGUCACUUCUCUUCACUUUUUAAUUUUUAUGGCUGCAUCGUGUAGAAACGAUGAUUCUGCCAACGUCAAGGUACUGAAGAAAAAACUGUGUACAAGAAAUUUUGUCAGUAGAUUUAAAUUAUUCUGAAGUUCUAUAAUGUCUGAAAUAGUCAUUUUGACAGCUCUAAAAAUACUUCCAUCCUUUACUUACAAUGCGUGCAAGAAAAAGAUAGAGCUAUUUUACAGUUGUCACUAAUUUAAGUGUCUGUUAGUCUUUGCUUUUUUGUCUUGGACGAUUGAUAGGUUCUCUAAAAUACUUUUUAGUUUUUAUGAUUUUUGUAAGAGAAGUCAUUAUUUUUGUUUUCUUAUACAGGGUGCUAGUGACGCCGUAACGAAAACUUUCAAGGUUGAUUCUGAGUUGAUAUGAAGUGGAAUUUUUUCCAUUUGAUAUCAACUUAAGAGUUUGAAUCAUCCCCAAAAGUUUUCGUUACGUGUCACUAACACCCAUACAUAUCCGUUCGGCCAUCUGUACGUACUAGAAUGGAGUGUAAGUGACACCGUAACGAAUACUGAGGCAGACAAUUCAGCUUAUGAUUCUGAGUUAAUAUCAAGUGGAAAAUUCCAUCGCUAAAGUAUAGAAUUAUGAGCUGAAUUAUUCCCCUCAGAUUUCGGUAUGGUGUUACACACCUUUAAUAGCUAAUUAUUUAAUAGCCCUUCGAAUGUUCUGAUAUUCGUAACAUACCGGUAAGAUGUAAAGAUGUCUAUAUAAGAGCACCUCUGACGAAUCUAAUUUAAUUUUAGGUUGACAGUCCCCGAUUUUUUUAAAUUUAUUUUAAGUUAUACCUGUCAAUUUCUUGUCUGCGGAAAAGGGAACAUAUACGAUUGACAGCUGUUAAUUUUAAAAUUAAUGUGCGAAUGAAUGAAUAUCCCGGGCGAAUGAAAUAGACAUCACGGGGAUAUGCAGCCCGUUUGACAUAUGCUUUCAACAUAAUUCUGUCGGUUUAUUGGCCAAUGUAAAAUUUUGGGAGGGUUGUUUAAAUUUCUGCGUAAAUUUGACGUGUUCCAUAAAUUUUAUGCCUGUCAACCGUCCGUCCCUUUCGUUUUUGGCGGAUAAGAAAAUGACAGGUAUAACUUAAAAUAAAAUUAGGUGUGUACUGGAAUCAUCACCAGUUUUAAACUAAAACUAAAUUAGAUUCGCUAGACAUCUUAGUUUUUCUUCGUUAGAGCGUUAUAGUAAGUCCACUUUAGUUAAAAUACAUUACUUUAAGAUACUGUGUAAGUACCUAAUAUUAUUAAUGUAAGCAAUAAAGUUUUUUGAUUAUU